Molecule: messenger RNA, 2328 nt
Organism: Arctia plantaginis
Lineage: Eukaryota; Metazoa; Arthropoda; Insecta; Lepidoptera; Erebidae
Source: the annotation of a GenBank genome assembly
AUGGAUGAAGAAAUAGAAGAAGUAAUCGAGAAUGUAAAACAAACAGACUCUCAGAAAAGUGUGGCCACUACAAACUUGUAUUCAUUGGACUUCAUUGAUAGCAGCUCCGAUAAACUUGAUUCCUCGGGAAUGGAGACUUACAUUCUAGAAUGGGAUAGCGAAGGAAGCGAAUCGCCACGCUACAAAAAUGUCGCUAUUAUGAAAGAGAAUCCAUCAAGAUCUAUGAAUGUUAACAGAGAUGUACAAUGUGAUGUAGCAAAGCGAUAUUGCGCAGAGUGCUCCACCAGCUUUAAUAGAUGCUCCAUUUUCUCACAAGAAAUAUUCACUCAAACAAGUAAAACUAUCAUAGAAUUAGCUCAGACAGAAGAAACCUUAAUAAAGCAUAUGGACCAAAACACUUUACAUACCCAAACAUCGUUUAUUUCAAUAAAAUCUAACAAGACUCUUGAAUACCAAAUAGAAGUAACUGAAAAAAAUAAUUCUAAGGCUAAAGUAGUAAGUGAGUUUGUAGAUCAUUUCCAAAAUAAUGCUUCCAGUCAAUUCAUCGGCAACUGCCUUGAAGAUAAUUCCACUAAAUUACAGAAUUCAGAAAGUGAACUUGAUAAAAGUAAUGAUGACACGAGUGUACCAUGCUCAGAAAAACUACAAAAUGUUAUAAAUGAAGAAAACGAAGAGAAUAUAUACUGUGAUGAACAAAAUGAUUAUGAUAGUGAUUAUGACCACACAGAUUUUGAUGAUGAUUCACUAAUGGAGAGUGACAAACCUGAUCAUAGCAAAAAUAAUAAUCCUAACGAAGAGUGUGAAACGCCAAAAUCUAUGGACACAGAUGUUGCUGAACUUUACAACAAACUGUACGAAAGAAUGGAUUUUCAAUCUCACAAGUCAUUCGAUCAGGACAAGAAACGUUUUGAUCUUUUAACGCCUUUGACUGAAGAAUCAGCGUUUAAAAAAGAUUGGUCACAGGAUGCAGCAUCUGAAAACCACAGUAGUUUAAAUGAUGAAGAUAAAGAUGUAUUAUUCACAAAUAAAUCCGGAAUUAAAAUUAAAUUGUUGCCAAAAGAAGCUAGUCGUGAUGCCGAGUCUCUUAAAUUGCCACCUAUUCAGGGCACCUAUUCCUGUCCUACUAGUCCUAAAUGUGCUAAUACGAAUUUUCUAUUUUCAAUUAAUCCUAACAAGCUGCAAUUGAGAUCGGGAACAUUGCCUUGUGUGUUUGAAGAACGGAGAGAUGAAAAAGGUAUUGACAGAUGGGAGAUUGAGUCUCGAGAGCUAGCGUCGGGAGAAAGUCAUCACAUCAAUGAAAGAAUUAAUUUUGACAGGGGAAGCCAAGGUACUAUCCAACUGCCUCCCAUACACUUUGAAGUUGGUUACAUAGCCAAUUCUUCUAAUGUUGAUAAACCCGAAUACAAAAACACAGACGGGCCCAGGCUGGAGUCCCUGACCGAUUUACAGAAUCCUAUUAAUAUUACAGAUAAGAUUAAGGAACUCAAAAUGAGCAAUAAAAGCAAGAACUUCACGCAGUCACGGUAUAGCGUUCAUAAUUCGGAGAGCAGAAGCGGCUCACCCAGCUCUGUGUGCGACGACAGUAAAUUAUCUGAGCAUUCAGAACGAGGCUGUGAACUAUUGUGCAUUGAGUUGCUUAGAAGACUACGAUCGCCCUCUUGGUUCGAAGUGAUGGAUACUUUGGAUGACAUUCCGAAGGUGUUGGCAAAGUUUUGGGGCGUGAUUGCGGAAAAUCGAAUUGCGGAUUUACUGAGACAAAUUAUCAGCCACGUAGAGUCUCCGAGAACUCAAGUUUCCCGCACUGCUUGUAAUACACUUGCUGCCAUUCUGAAGAAUACUAAUUAUACUAAGAAACCUGAAUUUUACGAAGCCGUAACGAUACUCUUAAUCAAGACAGGCAGCUUCAGUCGUCCCGUCCGACGCGCAGCGAACGUAGCAUUGGAUGAUAUUGUAUGUGGAGUGGAUCUCAGUCAUGUGGUCACAGCUCUCUGUAUACAUGGUGUUACUCACAAGAGUCCUCUAGUACGCUGUGCAUCGGCCAGGCUAUUGGUAGUAUGUUGUGCGCUCGGCGGAGGAGGUCGCGACCUGCUGCGCACGCGCCCACCCACUGCCGCCUACGCACGAAAACACGCACUGCGCUCUCUUGCCGCACUUUUGGAUGAUAAAAACACAGAUACCAGGAAAUACGCCGAAAGGCUGUACACAAUGCUGCGGCCGCUAACAAACUUUGAGGCUUUCUACCUCACUGACGUGGACGUGGAACUAGCUUCGAGACAGAUGAAGAAAUACGACCACCUGUUAUUAUGUAGUACACCGGAGAGCAGAUGA